This is a messenger RNA of Phacochoerus africanus (Common warthog), 2988 nucleotides long. Its product is annotated as pantetheinase. The transcript is spliced from 8 exons. The record is from RefSeq and is a predicted model, not a curated record. NCBI's taxonomy places the organism in Eukaryota, Metazoa, Chordata, Mammalia, Artiodactyla, Suidae. Gene Ontology annotation, molecular function: hydrolase activity, acting on carbon-nitrogen (but not peptide) bonds, in linear amides. The coding region runs from base 273 to 1814 and encodes 513 amino acids.
UAGAUGUAUUUUUCCUCUUCUGUACAAAGCAAAAGGUGUUUUAUUCCUUUAUUGAUUUUUCAGAGAUCUUGGCUGGGCUCCUGAAAUACCGCACCCCCCACCCCCGCUGGCACCCUGCAAUACUGUUUUUAUCUCUCAAGCCUGUCCAGUUUUUACCUCUCAAGCCUUCCACACUGAACCUCCAGCGAUUUGUCCAAGACAAGUUGGCGUGAUCGUACCAGGAGACUUGCUCCAACAGGAGACUUCUACUGCAGCAACUGUUGGACUUCAGCAUGAUCACAUCUCCGUUGCUGGCUUAUGUGGCGAUUCUGUUUUUCUGUGUCUUAAAAGCCAGCUCCCUGGAUACCUUUAUCGCCGCUGUUUAUGAACAUGCAGUGAUAUUGCCUGAUGCCCCCCUCACACCAGUAUCCCAUGAAGAAGCUUUGAUGUUAAUGAACCGCAAUCUGGAUCUUUUGGAGGACGCAAUCACGUCAGCAGCAAAGCAGGGUGCACAUAUUAUUGUGACUCCAGAAGAUGGUGUUUACGGCUUUUUCUUCAGCAGGGAAUCUAUUUACUCAUACUUAGAGGACAUCCCAGACCCUCACGUGAACUGGAUCCCUUGUACCAAUCCCAACAGAUUUGGCCACACUCCAGUACAAAAAAGACUCAGCUGCCUGGCCAGGGACAACUCCAUCUACAUUGUGGCAAAUAUUGGGGACAAGAAGCCAUGCAAUGCCAGUGACCCUGAUUGUCCCCAUGACGGCCGUUACCAGUACAACACUGAUGUGGUGUUUGAUUCUGAGGGCAGACUGGUGGCACGCUAUCAUAAGCAAAACCUUUUCUUGGGUGAAGAUCAAUUCGACGCACCCAAGGAACCCGAGAUCGUGACUUUUGACACCACCUUUGGAAGAUUUGGCAUUUUCACGUGCUUUGAUAUUCUCUUCCAUGAUCCCGCUGUGACUCUGGUGAAAGAUUUCCAGGUGGACACCAUACUCUUCCCGACAGCUUGGAUGAAUGUUUUGCCACAUUUGACAGCUAUUGAAUUCCACUCAGCUUGGGCUAUGGGCAUGAGAGUCAACUUCCUUGCAGCCAAUAUACAUUUCCCCUUAAGAAAAAUGACAGGAAGUGGCAUCUAUGCACCUGAUUCUCCAAGAGCAUUUCAUUACGAUAUGAAGACAAAGGAGGGAAAACUCCUCCUCUCACAACUGGACUCCCACCCACACCGCCCAGCAGUGAAUUGGACUUCUUAUGCCAGUGGUUUACCAGCCCCCUUAGUGGGAAACCAGGAAUUUAAAAGCAUUGUCUUUUUUGAUGAGUUCACCUUCUUGGAGCUCAAAGGAGUUGCAGGAAAUUACACAGUUUGUCAGAAAGAUCUCUGCUGUCAACUAAGUUACAGGAUGCUUGAGAAGAGAGAAGACGAAGUUUAUGCACUAGGGGCGUUCGAUGGACUACAUACUGUGGAAGGGAGCUAUUAUUUACAGAUUUGUACUUUGUUGAAGUGUAAAACAAUGGACUUACACUCUUGUGGUGACUCGGUGGAAACUGCUUCCACCAGGUUUGAAAUGUUCUCCCUCAGUGGCACUUUUGGAACCCAGUAUGUGUUCCCUGAGGUGUUGCUGAGUGACAUACAGCUUGCACCUGGAGAAUUUCAGGUGUCAAGUGAUGGACGCUUGUUCAGCCUGAAGCCACUGUCUGGACCUGUCUUGACUGUCACUCUGUUUGGGAGGUUAUAUGAGAGGGAUAGUGCAUCAGGUGCUUCAGCAGACCUCGUGGCACAAGUACUGAGAGUCAUGCUCGGAGUUAUAAUAACUAUUAUGUACUCAUUAAGUUGGUAGAAUAUUUAUACUUUUCUCUCUUUCACUUUCGAUCCUUUAAAAAAUGAUGGAUAUGAAAAGAAGAAGGGGUCUGGGAUCUUGAUCAUAAGUGGUUGUGGUCUAUCAUUUCAACGAAUUACUAAUACAUUCUUCUCUUGUUUAGACACACACACGACCAUAUAAGCCAAAUACAUCGUGACAAAAUUUUGAAAGAUAAAAUCUGUAAAAUGAGAACAACAGUUAUAUCCACUGGGAGGAUUUUUGGGUGAGAAUUAAAUGAAUACAUUUCAAGUGCUUAAACAAGUUCCAGGCUCAUGGGAAGCCCUGUGUGUUAGCUAUUACAAUGCUAUAUGACUAAAAUAAUACGAUUGUGAUGUAUUUGUUGCUAAAAUUGUAACAUCUCUGAUUGUUCAGAGUGCCUUCAUUUUGCAAUGGUUCGACCACGCUGUAUAUCUCAAUUAGAAAAAUCAAUGAAGUCACCCUCAGCCAGUUGGUGUGGCGUGUAGUCUAGCACUAACGUAUCCCAGAAGGCAGCUGGCUUACAUCUGGGAAUCUGCUCCAGGGCCGUAACAUUUUUCAUGUGCUUUUUGGGGAUGAUUUACUGACUAUUCAGGGCUUUGCCUCUCUUAGCCUGUAAGCAAAUUAAUAGGGUGACUCUAAAAUAGACAUUUAUCAAAUCUGGUCUGUUCACCAGUUUCAUAUCGCUUGUGAACUAAGAAAGGUUUUUAUAUUUAUAAAUGUUUUGAAAAAGAAAGUCAAGGAGUUCCCUUGUGGUCUAGUGCUUAGGACUCAGCUUUUACCACUGUAGCCUGGGUUCAAUCCUUGGUCUGGAACUGAGAUCCCACAUCAAGCCACUAUACGCUGUGACCCACCCCUCCCCCAACAAAACAAGGAAAGAAAAAGAAAAUAAAGAUUAAUGCUCUGUGACACAUGAAAAUUAUUUGAAAUUCAAAAUUCAGUCUCCAUACCUUAUGUUUUAUUGAACACAGCCACGUUCAUUUGUUUGGUAUUGUUGAUGGUUGUUUUCACACUACAGUUAUGGAAUUGACUAGUUCUGAUUGUGACUUCAUGGCCAAAGAACCUGAAAAUAUUCACUGCCUUCCCAGGAAAGGUUGCUGACUCUUGCUCCAAAGUAUUACAUAACAAUCAGUUAUAGUAUUGAAAACCUUUAAUACAAAUCAAUGGGCGAAUUUUC